This is a messenger RNA of Heteronotia binoei (common prickly gecko), 8582 nucleotides long. It is a transcript of the gene ANKRD11, whose product is annotated as ankyrin repeat domain containing 11. Gene Ontology annotation, molecular function: protein binding. The transcript has 12 exons. Bases 185 to 8314 code for a protein of 2709 amino acids. NCBI's taxonomy places the organism in Eukaryota, Metazoa, Chordata, Lepidosauria, Squamata, Gekkonidae. Gene Ontology annotation, biological process: anatomical structure morphogenesis. The record is from RefSeq and is a predicted model, not a curated record. Gene Ontology annotation, cellular component: nucleus.
GACUGUCAGUCUUAAUAUUUAUACAAGCCAAUUUUUUGUCUUUCAGGGUACAGAACUUUGUUGGACGGGACACCCUUUUGGAUUUUAUCCAUGUCCUGCUAACUGCUACUUUCAGCUAUGGAGUCGACAGUUGAUGAUGAAGCAAUAGCAGCAUAAAUGAAGGCCAAGUGAGGAAGGCAGAACGAUGCCCAAGGGCGGGUGUUCUAAAACACCACAAUCUGAAGAUUUCUCUCUCAGCAACGACAUGGUGGAGAAACAAACUGGGAAAAAGGAUAAAGAUAAAGUUUCUCUAACCAAGACUCCCAAGUUGGACCGGAGUGAUGGCGGCAAAGAGGUGAAAGAGAGAGCUACGAAGCGGAAGUUGCCUUUCACUGUUGGAACAAAUGGAGAUCAAAAGGAUUCGGAUACAGAAAAGCAGGGUCCUGAGCGGAAAAGGAUUAAAAAGGAGCCUGCAGCUCGGAAGCCCAGCCUGCUCUUCGGGAUGGGCCUUUCAGGAAUCCGUGCCGGCUACCCGCUCUCCGAGAGGCAGCAGGUCGCCCUUCUCAUGCAGAUGACGGCAGAAGAGUCUGCCAACAGCCCCGCAGUAGAUACAACACCAAAGCAUCCCUCUCAGUCCACAGUUUGUCAGAAGGGAACUCCUAACUCUGCCUCCAAAACCAAAGAUAAAGUAAACAAGAGGAAUGAACGGGGAGAGACUCGGUUGCACCGGGCAGCUAUUCGAGGGGAUGCCCGGCGCAUCAAGGAGCUCAUCAUCGAGGGCGCAGACGUCAACGUGAAAGACUUUGCCGGCUGGACGGCUUUGCACGAGGCAUGCAACCGGGGUUAUUACGACGUUGCAAAACAGUUACUCGCUGCAGGGGCCGAAGUGAACACCAAGGGCUUGGACGAUGACACUCCGCUGCAUGACGCAGCCAGCAACGGGCACUACAAGGUGGUGAAAUUGUUGUUACAUUACGGAGGAAAUGCUCACCAGCUGAACAGGAGAGGAGAGACCCCAUUGAAAGUAGCGAAUUCCCCCACCAUGGUGAACCUGCUGCUUGGGAAGGCCACGUAUCCUUCUAGUGAAGAGAGUUCCACAGAGAGCUCAGAAGAGGAAGACGCUCCUUCGUUCGCACCGUCCAGCUCCAUCGAUGGCAAUAACACAGACUCAGAGUUUGAGAAGGGCCUGAAGCACAAGGCCAAGAACCAGGAGCCGCCAAAAACCAUCACGCCUGUCAAGGACGAGUACGAAUUCGAUGAGGACGACGAGCAGGACAGAGUCCCCCCAGUCGACGAUAAGCAUUUGCUGAAAAAGGAUUACAGGAAAGAGACUAAAGCAAAUAGUUUCAUUUCUAUCCCCAAAAUGGAAGUGAAAUCCUAUCCUAAAAACAGCACAAUCACACCAAAGAAAGCAGCCCAUCGCAUCCUUUCCGACACCUCCGACGAAGAGGACGGCAGCAUGGCCGCAGGGGCAGGGGAGAAGCUGCGGCUGACCACUCACUCCAUCCUUCCCAGCAGCAAGGCUCGAGAGCCGUCAAACGCCAAACAGCAGAAAGAAAAAAACAAAGUAAAGAAAAAACGCAAGAAAGAGGCGAAGGGCAAGGAGGUUCGGUUUGGCAAAAAAAAUGACAAAUUCUGUUCUUCUGAGUCGGAGAGUGAAAACCUGGAGAGUGAGGAGGAUGACAGAGACUCUGUACAAAGUGCUGCCUGUGUAAAAGACUCUCGGUUAGUGUUAAAGGAGUCCUCCUUGUUUAAUUCCCUUUCUGCCUCCUCCGCCUCUUCCCACGGGAGCCUGGGGUCACAGAAACAUAACUCAAACCUUACAGAACAGCACUCCAAGCACUGGAGGACAGACAACUGGAAAACUGUCUCUUCUCCUGCCUGGUCAGAUGUCAGCUCCUUAUCAGAUUCAACGCGGACGAGGCCAACCAGCGAGUCGGACUACACAUCGGAAGACUCCAGCUUGGAGUCCAUAAAGCCUGUGAGGAAGAAACAGGAGCACAAGAAGCGAGCCCAACACGGGCCAGCAAUGGUGGUGGAGAAGAAGAAUUCAUUCCAUGCCAACGUCGAUGGGGCAAUUCCAAAGCUGGACAAAGAAGGGAAAGUUGUAAAGAAGCAUAAAACCAAACACAAACACAAAAACAAGGAGAGGGGGCAGUGCCCUGGGGCCCAAGAUGUUAAGAUAAUCAAGACCUUUUCUUUUGAAUAUGAGGACUCUAAGCAGAAGCCUGAAAAGGGUUUGAUCGUAGAGACCGAAAGCUUGGUUGAGAGCAAACUCAAAGUGCUCAGGCAUGAGCGGGAGCAGUUCAAGAAAGAGGAAAAAUUCGUCAGAACUAAAUCUGAGGAGAAGGAGUGGCUGUUUAAAGAGGACGCUGGGAAAAAUUCCAAAGAAGAGAAGUCAUUGAAAAAAGCAAAAGAGACAAACAAAGACAUCAGUAAAUCUUUCAGAGAAGAAAAGACCAGCAGGUUGGAAAAAGAGAAACCCAUCAAGGAGAAAUCACCUAAAGAGGAGAAACCUAGAAUGCACAAGGAAGACCGGAAGAGGAAAUCCAAAGACAAGCUAUCCAAGGCUGAAAAGAAAAAUGAACUGAAGGAAGAAAAGCUAUCAAAGCUAGAGAAAGAGAAAACCGUGAAAGAGGAGAAAGAGAAAUGUAGAAAAGACAAGAGUUAUCGAGAAGAAUCCAGCUUUGAAGACUUUACUAGUAAGAACCAGUUUCAGGAAAGUGAAGACACCAAGUGCAGCCUCUCGGAUGAUCAGCAAGAUCGGUGGUUUUCAGAUUUGUCCUCUGAUUCUUCUUUUGAUUUCAAAGGGGAGGACAGCUGGGACUCACCUGUGCCAGACUACAGGGAAAUUAAAAAUGACACUAUGGCAAAACUCAUCAUAGAAACAGUGAAGGAGGAGGCAAAAGAGAAGAAGCGGGAGAGUAAAGCAAAAGAUAAGAGAGAAUACAACGAGAAGCGUAAUGAAAAAGACAGCUUUCUAAAAAAGAAAGACAGAGAAUAUGUUGAGAAAAACUCUGAAAAGAAAAAGGACCAACCUGAAAAGCAUAAAGGAAUUCCCAGUUAUCUUCCUGAAAAGGACAAAAAAAGGAAGGAUUCUGCCGAAAGCUUCAAGGAAAGGAAGGAAAAGGAUGCUGGUGAAGCUAACAAAGAGAGAAGAGACUUGUCUGAUGGCGCCAGGGACAGGAAAGAUGCUAAAAUUAAACAAGAAGACUCUUAUAGGGAUGAAUUCAAAGACUAUGGCUGUGAAGCAUUCUUCAAAGAAAAAUCCGAUCUCGAUUUCAGUGGAAAAAACACAGAGACCUGGGAGAGGCAUCAUUCUGGAAAGGAGAAGAAAGACAUGCCUGAGAAGGACAAGAAAGAAAAAUUAAAAUCAGAAAAGUAUAAGGAAAAAUCCAAAGCAGACGACAAAGAGAGAAAUGAGAAAGCUCUGGCUGAAAAAGCCCAGAAAGACAAAGAAUUGGACAAAGGCUUUAAAGAGAAGAAAGAUGCAAAGGAGAAAUAUAAAGAUCCCCACAGCAAAGAUAAAGAGAGAAAGGCUUCCCUAGACCAGCUUAAAGAGAAGAAGGAAAAGAACUUUCCUGGGGAUAGAGAGGACUUCCAUGAGAGAAGGGAAGAGAAGAAAGGCCGGGAGAAAAACUGGUACAGCAUCCUUGACAUCUUCACGGAUGAAAGUGAAGACGAGAAGGAGGACUACAGCCUGGGUGGAUUCAAACUGGGAGAGAGCAUCGGGAGUGAAAUGCAUCGGCUAGAGAGUCUGCCAGACAAAGAUGAUGGCCUGGCAGCUGAGAGAGACCUUUAUCUCCCUGACAAGCACAGGAAAUAUUCCUCUGAUAGGCAACAUUCUACUGAGAAACAGAAGGACAAAGAGUCCAAAGAGAAGAAGAAGGACAAAGGACUGGGUGAGGGUGGGAAGGAGAAAAAAGAGAAAUGUUCCUUCGAGAAACAUAAAGAGAAAAAGGACAAAGAUUCUGCAGAGAAGUACAAAGAGAGGAAAGAGAGAAGCUCGGUAGACUCUGCUCCCGAACGGAAAGCCAAGCAGAAGCUCCCAGAGAAAGCAGAAAAGAAGCAUACAGGAGAAGAGAAGGCUAAAAGCAGGCACAAGGAGAAGCUGGAGAAAGAGUAUACAAGGGAGAAGCGGUCUUCAAAAAGCGGCGAACCAGAGAAAAGCUUGCUGGAAAAACUGGAAGAAGAAGCCCUAAAUGAAUACAGAGAUGACUCCAAUGACAAAAUAAGUGAGAUUUCUUCUGACAGCUUCACCGACCGAGGGCAAGAACCUGUGCUCACGAGUCUCUUCGAUUGUCCCAGCGUUUCUCUUGUUGAUGCCUCUGAGGAGAAAUGCAAAGAGCCUCUGUCUUGUUUGCCAGAUAAACUCAAGGAGCGGGAGAGGAACCGGCACUCUUCCUCCUCCUCCAAGAAAAGCCAUGAAAAGGACAAAGCCAAGAAAGAGAAAGGCGAGAAGAAAGAGAAAGCGGAGGAGUUUAAGGACUCCAACAGGAAGGAUUCUGCUCAGUACGAGAGAGAUUUUUCUCUGGAUGGAGAAGGCUUUGGCAUUUCCUAUGGCAUAAAGACAGAGGCAGAAGACGAACUGGACAAAAACAUAGACUAUUUGUUUUCUGACAAGAAAGACAAAAAUGACUCUGAAAGAGAACUUCCAAAGAAGGCAGAAAAAGACAAGGCCUACGGCUCCAGUGUGAUCAGUACAGCCAAAGAGAAGAAAAAGAGGGACCGGCACAAGGAGAAGUGGAAAGAAGAGAGAGAGAAGCACAGAGACAAACAUGCUGAAGGGUUCUUCAAGCACCACAAAGAGGAGCAGAAGUCUGCCAAAGAUAAGGAUAGCUCUCAAGUCAUCACUCUUAAGGAAAAAUUGAAAGAGGAGCCACCCAAAUGCAAUGAUCUCAAAAUGAAGGAGAGACUUAAGGAAAAUCAAGAAAAGGACAAAGGGGAGGGCCUUAAAAUGAGCAACGGAAACGAUAAAAUGGCCUUAUCCAAAGAGGGCAACAAGAAAGACAUCAGGCCCCGGGAGAAGCUGCUGGGAGACGGGGACUUGAUGAUGACCAGUUUUGAGAGGAUGUUGAGCCAGAAAGACCUGGAGAUUGAAGAACGCCACAAAAGGCAUAAAGAGAGAAUGAAACAAAUGGAGAAGAUGAGACACAGGUCAGGGGACCCCAAACUGAAAGACAAAGCCAAGGCCAGCGAGGACGUUCGCAAGAGGAGCCUGGAUCUGGCCACAAAGAAACCGGUAGUGCUCGAUGCUCAGUUGAAGGACAAGAAGCUCAAAGAGCUGGGGCCACUCGCUCCAAUCGUGUCUCCGGAGAACAAGACUCAGCCCGUUGCUGGGGUGGAUUCCAAGGACUGGAUAGCUGGUCCUCAGCUAAAAGAAAUCUUACCUGCCUCUCCAAGGCCAGACCAGAGCCGGCCAACGGGGGUUCCAACCCCAGCCUCUGUGGUUUCCUGCCCCAGCUAUGAAGAGGUGAUGCAGACUCCCAGGACGCCCUCUUGCAGCACCGAAGAUUACGCAGAGCUGAUGUUUGACUGCGCCGACUCCCAGCAUUCCCUGCCCAUCUCCACCAUGUCUAUGAACGCUUGUUCUCCAUCCUUUUUUGACCGAUACUCCAAUCCUGCCAGUGGAUUCCCUGAGAACCCGAGUCAGACCCCGACAAGGACCAUUCCCUCUACAAACCUUCACCGUUCAAUGUCUGUGGAUAUCCGGAGAGCCCCGGAAGAAGAGUUCAGCGUCGGGGACAAAUUUUUCAGGCAGCAGAGUGUCCCGGCCACCUCUAAUUAUGACUCUCCCAUUCAGCACUUGAUGGAAGAGAAAGUCCCUCUUCCCUCCGUUCCCAUGGAAAAGUUCCCGUGUUUGUCUCCAGGGUAUUAUUCCCCUGACUACGGAGUCCCGUCUCCUAAGGUAGAAUCCUUGCACUGCGCUCCAGGAACUGUUGGCAAUGCCGCUGAGUCACCUGAAAGUGUUUUCUCUGGCUUGCAAGCGAAGUCGUCCCCUUCCCAUAGAGAUGAGCUGCUUGCCCCGUCUGUCGAAAGUGCUCUCCCGCCGGAUCUUGGCCUGCCUCUGGAUGCCACGGAAGAGCAACAGGCAACGGCAUCGAUUAUGCCGCCAGAGUCCAGCUUUCCGUCACCGACCGAGGACAGUCCGUUUGGCUCUGCCGUUCCAGAGCAGACCAGUGCUGAGUGGGACACCCCUCCGACAAGGAGCCUGGAUCCACCCCUUCCCCUGGGUGUGAUGGGCAGUGCUUCUGACCCCCCUGUGAGCUGGUUGGUAGGAUCGGAACUCCUCAUGAAAUCUCCCCAGCAGGGCCCUGAAUCCCCUAAGCCAUUCUGUUCUCCUGAUGCUGUGAAUCCCACCCCAGUGCCUGUCGCUGCUGCAGAGUCUCCUUAUCCCAUCUCCCCCGUGUCAUACCCCUUGGCGAUGACUGAGCCAGUGCUUGAGAAGGCAAAGGAAGAUGCUGGGGGAGCCCUCCCGGUAGAAAUGGUAGCGGCAGAAAAGCAGGCUCCGUUUGCCGAGUCCCCUGCUAGGUUAGACACGUUCUUCAGUGGCUGCAAGCCUUGCCCAGAGGAAGGCUCUGACAUGCCUUUGCAGUCCGCUAACAUGCCAGCAGAAUCCCAAGUGGAGGCGGUUAGUGCUGUGGGGAAAGACUAUGCGGAGAACAGCACUGUUGCCCCAGUCGGUGCUGAGGAGCCGGCCUCGUGGCCAGACUCAUUCGCAAAUCCGGAAGACGACUUGGACCUCGGUCCUUUCUCGUUACCGGAAUUGCCUCUGCAAGCGAAAGACGUUCCAGAGGAUGAGGUGGCGGAGGUGAUUGCCGAAGACCCUGCAGGUGCUCCGGAGAAGGCGGUUGGAGCUGGACUCGGGGAUGGCGGGGAGGCUUCAGGGGCCAUGAGUGAGCAGGAGGAGCCGAUUCUGACCCAGCAGAGCGUCCUGCCUGGGGAACCAGAACUGCAGGCAGAUGAGCAGAAGUGUGAGGGGGGUUUGCUAGAAGGGGUGUCCGAAGUAGUAGGUGCCCAAGAAGCAAAGAGCUUGAAAGAACCUGAGGCUCUCCAAAACCUGCAGGAGGCCACAUUGCCCGAUCUCGUGCAGCCAGAGAGCAAGGAGGUGGAUGGGGAGGAGGAGGAGGAGGGCUUGGCCUCGGCUAUUCUUCCCUCAGACGGCGGUUCUCAGGCUGAGGGGAGCCAAGCCAGCCGCACGGAGAGCACAGAUGCGGAGGAUGGGGCUGCGGCAAAGGGCACCGGCCAGGUCUCUGCCUCCCAAGUGGAGGCUCCGCCAGAAACCAUAGAGCCGGCCCCAAAACCGGUGGCCGAAGCCCCAAAGCCCCCCAAAAUCGAAGAGAUCCCCCAGCGCAUCACCAGAAACCGAGCCCAGAUGCUCGCGAACCAGAGCAAGCAAAACGCUGUGGCUUCCGAGAAGGAGUUCCCCCCCGCUUCGGCACCCACCACGCGGGCAAAGGGGCGCGUCACGGAGGAGGAGGAGGCUCAGCACCCGCGGAAGCGCCGCUUCCAGCGCUCCAACCAGCAGCUCCAGCAGCAGAUCAACACCUCCACCCAGCAGACCCGCGAGAUGAUCCAGCAGACACUGGCGGCCAUUGUGGACGCCAUCAAACUGGACGACAUCGAGCCGUACCACAGCGACCGCUCCAACCCAUACUUCGAGUACCUGCAGAUCCGGAAGAAGAUCGAGGAGAAGCGGAAAAUCCUCUGCUACAUCACCCCCCAAGCGCCCCAGUGCUACGCGGAGUACGUCACCUACACGGGCUCCUAUCUGCUGGACGGCAAACCUUUGAGCAAGCUGCACAUCCCAGUGAUCGCCCCUCCUCCGUCACUAGCAGAGCCCCUCAAGGAGCUGUUCAAGCAGCAGGAAGCCGUCCGUGGCAAACUCCGGCUCCAGCACAGCAUUGAGCGGGAGAAGCUGAUUGUGUCGUGUGAGCAGGAGAUCCUGCGGGUGCACUGUCGGGCAGCACGGACGAUUGCCAACCAAGCCGUCCCCUUCAGCGCGUGCACCAUGCUGCUGGACUCCGAGGUGUACAACAUGCCUUUGGAGAGUCAGGGAGACGAGAACAAAUCCGUCAGAGACCGUUUCAACGCUCGCCAGUUCAUUUCUUGGCUGCAGGACGUUGAUGACAAAUACGAGCGCAUGAAGACGUGCCUGUUGAUGCGGCAGCAGCACGAAGCGGCCGCCCUGAAUGCCGUGCAGCGGAUGGAGUGGCAGCUGAAGGUGCAGGAGAUGGACCCCGCCGGGCACAAGUCGCUCUGCGUGAACGAGGUGCCCUCCUUCUACGUGCCGAUGGUGGACGUGAACGAUGACUUUGUGCUCUUGCCGGCAUGACGGUUCCACACCUGGAGACUUUCUCACUGCAAACUGGCAUGGGUGGGUGCCCCCUGAGGACGGGCGCAGGUGCUCACACACACCCCAACCGCUUGCUGAUGAAUCCCUAGUCAGAAGAGGAGGAAGCAGAAAACCCACGAGGACACAGACGGCACUUUCUUCACGACACGUCUCCCAGCGCGCCAGGCAAAAGGGCGCAGGAGAAGGGAAGGACAGCCCCUCCCCCACCGAGCCGCUGCAGCGGAAGGAAGGAAGGCAGCGUGGACUG